Gadus macrocephalus (Pacific cod) is the source of this 1521-nucleotide messenger RNA. Its product is annotated as tetratricopeptide repeat protein 28-like. Lineage: Eukaryota; Metazoa; Chordata; Actinopteri; Gadiformes; Gadidae. Gene Ontology annotation, molecular function: Hsp90 protein binding. The transcript is spliced from 2 exons. Bases 599 to 994 code for a protein of 131 amino acids. The record is from RefSeq and is a predicted model, not a curated record.
UCCAACGAGCAGUAAUGUCUGAUGCUGCCAUGUAUUUGAGUCGUCCUGUAGUCCGUCCGACUCCAGUUGUGAGUCUAUAGAUACUCUACCAACCUCAGCUUGUAGGUUUAGAAGUAGGUUAGAACAGAGAAAUUCUCCCGGGAGACCAAACCCACGCAUGAUGGGUUACUGGCUUCGCUCAAAGCAAAGAUCACAUUUCCCUACAAAAAGAGGCCACUUUGUUUCUUAUUACUCUAUUGAAAUUAUUUGACUACAUUUAAAAUGUUGCAUUGCAUGACGAUAGGUCCGAGCCCGCCGCCCCCUGCGCCUCAGAGCUGCUAGAUCCUGCACAGAUCCACUAUGGCUGCAGGAAAAAAAGGAAAAGCUUUGACAACAUGGCGCACUUUCCUGGAGGAGAAAGUUUCUUCUAAACUCUAGACAACCGCAAUCCGGGAUUUUUUUUCUGUCGUUCGUCGCAGCGCAGAGCUCAACGUGCAGCCGUGGGAGGAAUUGGCCUCGUUUGGAGAUGUAACGAGUCCUUCAUGGACAGUUUCUGAUCCUCGACAAACUUUGAAGGGAUGAGAGCGACCCGCUGCUCAAGCCACAGCUUUCACACAGGAUGGAGAAGCAAGCGACACUCAGAGAAAAGCUCUCGAUCUUGGGAGGCUCCCGGACUUCAGGGCGGUUCGCCCGUACCGCCCGGGCCGCGGCAGGGAGCGAGGGUGGCGCACGUGGGCUCAGCAAAGCCGGGUUCAUGGAGAAGGUGCAGCGGAGCAACGAGGCGUGUCAGCGCGGCGACUUCCAGGCCGCCGUGGGGCUGUACGGCGAGGCCCUGCUGGCGGACCCGCAGAACUGCAUCCUGUACAGCAACCGCUCGGCCGCCCUGCUGAAGCUGGGCCAGCACCACGCCGCCCUGGAGGACGCCGAGAAGGCCUGCCUGCUGAACCCCAAGUGGCCCAAGGUAAGAGGGGAACCCCACCCGUGUUACCACGGAGUGCAUGGCAGCGGCGCAUAAUAAGCUAGCAGCAACGGCAGCCUUAAGGGUAGGACCAUGGACCUAUUGAAGAAAGGACAGCGGAUUAAGAAAUGGGGCCCAUUCAUUCCUAUGAAAACUGCUCAUUGGCGCAGGGCAACGUUAAGGAGAGAUUAGCUUCUGCAUCAGGGGAGCCAGCAACGGCCUAGUAGUGCCCGACGCGCCGGGUGCAAAAAUAUUGUCGUUGUCUAGCAUUGUUAGCAUUGUAGCAUCAUAAGCGAGAGGUCUGUCUACACAUCCCUCGGCGACUUUAAGUGAUAAAAAGUCCUCACAGUGCCUAAAUACCAUCAACCAUCAUGUUAAGUAAAAGGAAAAACCUCGGACACGAGAAGUUAACGGAGCCGUGCACUGACCCCUCUCGGAUGCCGGGCCGAACCAACAAUUGUUUCACUUCGACUCCUUUCAGCUGCCCACCCCUCCUUCUCCUGCAAAAAAAUGAUAAUUAUAACGGCUAAUAAAAUGCUUGAGGUGGCGUUUUGAAAAGAGAAAAUGUACAUUUUAUUAGUACA